Messenger RNA from Anastrepha ludens (Mexican fruit fly), 457 nucleotides. RefSeq names its product cuticle protein 16.5-like. Lineage: Eukaryota; Metazoa; Arthropoda; Insecta; Diptera; Tephritidae. The record is from RefSeq and is a predicted model, not a curated record. The coding region runs from base 41 to 268 and encodes 75 amino acids. The transcript is spliced from 2 exons.
UUCUCUAGUAAAGCAACCAUCAAACAACAAAACAAACAAAAUGUUCAAAUACUUCGCUCUCGCUUUCGUGGCCCUCUUCGCCUUCGCUGCUGCCGAACCUAAGCCCGCUGUUGUCGCAGCAUUGGCCUACUCUGCUCCAUUGGUUGCCUCGCCCUACGCCGCCGCCUACGCUUCCCCGUAUGUCGCUGCUCCUUAUGCCGCCUACGCCUCUCCCUAUGCUGCCUACUCCGCUUACCCAUACAGCGCCGCCUAUGUGCUCCGCAAGUGAAUGGAAUUUAGGAGAAGACAUGUGAUAGUAAUUAGAAAUGAUUGGUGAUUCGAAGGACAAAUUUUGACGGCACAAAAAUAAAACAAAAUAAAAUCGAAAAUGUUCGAAAUUUUAAUCAUUUAGUUGCUAGACAAUGCACUGUAAAUAUAGUUUAGUUAACUAUCACAAACAGGAAGCUCCCACAGAUAC